UGUAAGUUCAUUGGGAAGCAAACAUACAGGUGAUGGCGCUUUACCUAGGCUGAAAUGGGCUUGACACAGAACAGCUCAUUCAUCUUUCGCCUCUUCUCCGAUCAUCUUUCAUAAUCAGGAUACUUCUGAAAGAAUAAAGGCAGUACAGGAAACAAACCACCAGGGCAGCCGGGACUACUGGAGCCUGAUCUAACAUGGCGGAAGACGAGGAAGACAUCGACGUCGACAUCGACAUUGAUAUUGAUAUCGACGGCGAAGCACCAGAAGACGACGCCGCUUCCAAUAGGUCAUCAGGCGCGAUACACGGCAAUGGAGCCACGUCAAUGGCUAGCAUUCGUGUGGAUCCAAAAGAUGACAUUGUCGAGAAGCGCCAUGGCACUACCCAUGGGAAAGAAGCCUCUGCUGCUGCUGCUGGAACAGACACAAAGAACGUCAAUCUGAGCAGCGGAGAUCUCGACAGUUCUUUCGCAGAUGAGUACCAGAUCCCUGACUGGGUCACGCAGGAUUACCAUGCACAAGCAGGAUUCGAUACGGGAGGCAUGGAUGAGAAAUCGAGAGCCAUGAUCGAGAGCAUGCUUGCUGAAGAAGAGUUUUACUCAGGCAGAUCAUCGGGAGCACCCUUUACAUUUUAUGGGCAGACAACCUCUUCACCUUCAGAAAGCAAACCAUCUGAGCCUGGAUCGCAGCUGACCAGCAUUCUCUCCAACAUUUCGGACGCUAAGGCAUGGACAAGUGGUAGCCAUAAAGCCGCCGAUCGGACCAAAAGCAAUGACUCUAGAAAAAGAAAAAAUUCGCAUGAGAGAUCGGGACAGAUCAAAAGGACCGCGAGCGAAGAUUCCAGACUAAAUGCCAAGCUAUCAUCCGCUGAUCUACCUUCGCACAAUACUCGGUGGACUCCGGAAGAGGAUGCACGUUUGCGUCAAGGGAUCAGCGUACAUGGCUACGGAAAUUGGAAAGCUAUAGCAGCCAUUGUCGGUACAAGGAAUCCUCUUCAAGUGAAAAAUCAUGCGCGUCAUUUAGCCAUGACAGAAAAGAUACCCCAUGAUAUAUCGACAAACACGAGCGACGGCGAAGCACUGGACAGGCGCUCGUCGGCUGCGAACUCGGCUGAAGAGGAUGGAGGCGCAAGGAGAAAUCGCAAGCGUCGAUCGAGAAGCAAGAACAUAAAGCGUAUCGAUGCAAGCGUAGGCAUGGAGAGCGACGGAGAUCUGUCCUACGAGAUAAACAGCCGUCGCGCACGGAGCAUUACUUCAGAAUCCGGGAAUGACGACUUUACUGGGUCGGAAUUCGGAGCUACGAGCGGCUACGAUACUGAUAAUGAUGAGGAUCGAUCGACAUCAAAGUCACCUUCACUAUCGGCGAGAGGAGGCUCACGAUCUGAUUCCGCAGGACUCACCACGCCAAGUCCUGGACUGCGCCCAUUAUUUCCAUCCUUACCAAUGCCGUAUACGAUUUCAGCCCAAAGGAUAGCAGCAUACAGCAUGGACGAAGAUGAAGAUGUUGAUGUCGACAUUGAGAGUACAGACGAAGAGACAGCAGCCCGCUUGAGUCUAACAAGGAACCUACAGCCCUUUGUGAACAAGUCAAAGUCGCGCUCAAUAUCACCUUUUUCAAAUUCCUCGACACGAUCGCGACUGUCCAGUGAGUUUGACAGCGACUCUGAUCGGAAUCCGGAUAAUGACGAUGGCGAUGAUAUUGUGGGAUCGGGAAGUGUCCGAAAGCGAUCAUCAGCCUCGUCACCUGCGCUGUCUGACUUCCUAGGAUCGUCAAGCGACCUUUACAACACUCCCAACUUCAAUACGAGUACCAGUAGCAUUAAUAGCACAGGAGCAGGAGGUAUCUUCAAGCCUCUAUUGAAGGACUCUCAAUUUACGCAACAGCAACAUCAGCAAUACCAGCAAUACCAGCAACACCAGCAACACCAGCAAAAAGGCAGUGGACUAUUGGGCCACAUAUCGACAGAAAAGAUGGCCAAUUCUCCCAAGGAGAGGAGAACAGUGUCAUUUGGUGCAGUUCACGUCGCGGAGCUACAACCCGACCUCAACUCUUACGACGAGGAUGAAGUGAAUUCGUCAGACGAUGGUGGAGCUGACGCCGCCAGUUCCUCGACCAUAGAUAUCCUCAAUACACCAUCGCAGCUCUCGAAUCCUUCAUACCAACACAGAGUUUCAUCAAGGAUGCCACAGAGUGAUCAGCUCUUGCCGCACUCGCCUCAUCCCUCUUUGGGCGAAAACAACCUGAGUAAGAGCCCAACCUUACAAUUCGCCACCCAAGACAGCAGCUCAGCAAUCAAAAGGUAUUCGAAAGAAGCACAUGGGCUUCAGGAAACCGACGAUGAUGGCGACGAGGACGAAGGGUCUCUCGGAACCGGAGUGAAACGUAAUUUUAAUUCUGCUGAAGCACCGACCUUGUCUCGUAAAGUGCGCCGGGCGGGAAGUUCCGGUCACUCUUUCUCGACAGGACGCUCCGUUUCUUUUCAGCAGCCUUCGCCAACCCUAUCACCCACUCAAACGUCUAUCUCUCCAGCUUUGACGACGAUCACUCCUUCGGUAACCCGUCGCAUAUUGGACAAAUCCAUCAUCACAGAGGAGGAGAAGCAAGUGCAUUCUGAAUUUUUCUGCAAUAAGGCCAGCAAGACCCCUGAGCGAUAUCAAAGGAUUCGAAAUACCAUCCUCCAGGCCUGGGAGAAAUCGCCAUCGACUUAUCUCACCAAGACAAGCGUUCGGUCUGGUCUGAAGGACUGUGGGGACGUCAAUGCUAUUGGCCGAGUUCAUUCCUGGCUCGAAUCGAUUGGGGCGAUCAACGUGGGAAUGACAGCGUCAUCACCUGGCGCCUCCUUGGCAAGACCCAGGAACGGAGGUAACAACUCCUCCAAGCGGCGAGGAUAUUCUGAAGAACGGGGCUGGUCAUCGUCGUCAUCGUCGUCUGCUCCACGACGGAUUCAUAACGAUAUUACUACGGAACUCGAUGACCUGAAUUCUGUUUGGGUCACUCCACCUUUGAGACGACGGCGAGUACGAAACGAGAAAGGAGAAUGGGUGGACGAGAGAGAGCUGGGUGGUCGUGUUAUUGAGCACAAUGUACAUAUCACCAAGAAUGGAAAGCCAGGAACGCAAUUCUCUACAAGGACAGACGCUAGCGACGAUCUUUUCAAACUCGACGAGGCGGUUUUCCUUGAGCGUCACGGCAUAACCAAAGAGGAAAUGGAAGAGGAGCUUGAACAGGAGCGACUUGCAGCCUUGAAUGCCAAGUAUUUUGCAUCAACAGAGGUAUUGCCGGUUAACACUCGUGUACCGAAGCAUAGGCGCGCCCAGCAUUUAUUGCGUCAGACACGAGGUUUUCAUGAAUACGAGGGUGACGAAGGGUCUUCAGGGGGAUAUGAUCCGUUUCGGCUUAUUCCAUUGCACAAGUACAACGUGCAGAAUCCGGCACCGUUUCGUGUUAAGGUGUCCUCAGAUGCGAUGCUUAUCAUGGACUUUCAUUCUCAUAUGGCAGAGACUGAGGUGAUCGGUCUCCUUGGUGGACUUUACGAUGAGGAUGAAAGGAUUCUAUUCAUCCUCGGUGUUUACCCCUGUCGUAGUAUCAGCACAGGUCUUCAGUGCGAAAUGGACCCAGAGUCGGACGUUGAGGCACGAUACUUUUUCUCAUCCAAAGGGUUUGUCGUUGUUGGCUGGUACCACUCGCACCCGACGUUUGAGCCCAAUCCGAGUAUCCGUGACAUUGAGAACCAAUGUGAGCACCAGGCGAUGUUUCGAAGGCACGGGACUGGUGUGGAGCCGUUUGUUGGAGUGAUUGUAUCCCCAUUUGAUCCCAGAAAUCUGUCCUUCCUCUCCAAGUUCCAGUUCCUGACAGUGUCUGAAGAGUUUGACGAGAACUUGAGUUGUCGAUUGCCGUUCGGUUUCGACCGGGAGAUUACGCGUACGAACGAGCUCUCCGUAUCGGUGUUUCAGCAGCUGUCAGAGAUCGUACGACACUACAGGACGCAUCAGCACAGGGUGGAUCUGUCGAAACCGCUUCGGAAGGGUGAGACGGCGACGCGCCUGGAUAAGUUACUCCAGUCGCUGAAUCAUCAUAUAUUUGUGGAUGAGAACGCGGGAGGAGCAUUCCUGAGCAAGGUUCGGGAGUUAGUCGUGCGUGGCUUUCAUCUGGUGGUCAAUCACCAUGAUCAGCACGGGUCCUCUAUGUCAGCUUCUGCGUUAGCAGCGCCAUCGUCUUUGCCUUCUUCUACCUCAAUUACUUCUUCCGCCUUUAGUACAGCUAAUGGCACCCAUUAGCUGUUGUGAAAUAUAAUAACAUUCUUUGUCGUUUGGAACAUACAAAUCGU
Molecule: messenger RNA, 4324 nt
Organism: Gamsiella multidivaricata
Lineage: Eukaryota; Fungi; Mortierellomycota; Mortierellomycetes; Mortierellales; Mortierellaceae
Exons: 10
Coding region: 195-4274 (1359 amino acids)
Biological process (GO): double-strand break repair
Cellular component (GO): BRISC complex; BRCA1-A complex
Molecular function (GO): metallopeptidase activity; polyubiquitin modification-dependent protein binding
Source: RefSeq, a predicted model, not a curated record